UUUAGAUCUUUGCCUCAAACACCAUUCUCCAUUUCAAAGAAAACCAAACUCAAAAGACUAAUUUUCUUCUUCGUCAUCCACGUAACCAUGUCAAUGGCAACUUCUCCUCACACCGCUCUCUUCCAAACCCGCACCACCCCUUUCCGCCUCUCCUCCCCUCGCUCCACCUCCUUCAAACCAGCAUCAGUUAAAUGCGCCACCCAGCUCCACACCCAACCCCCACCCCUCACCCACGCCCAAGAUCGCGUCUUCAACUUCGCCGCCGGCCCUGCCACCCUCCCGGAAAAGGUCCUCCUCCGUGCCCAAUCCGAGCUCUACAACUGGGGCGGAUCCGGCAUGAGCGUUUUGGAAAUGAGCCACCGCGGCAAGGAGUUUCUCUCCAUAAUCCAAAAGGCCGAAUCAGAUCUCCGCACCCUCCUCCAGAUCCCGCCGGAGUAUUCCGUCCUCUUCCUCCAGGGCGGCGCCACAACCCAAUUCGCAGCCUUGCCGCUCAACCUCUGCUCCCCUGACGACCCCGUCGACUACAUCGUCACUGGCUCCUGGAGCGACAAGGCCGCCAAGGAGGCGCAGAAGUACUGCAAACCCAACGUGAUCUGGUCUGGGAAAUCCGAAAAGUACACAAAGGUUCCGUCUUUUGGCGAUUUGCAGCAGAAUCCGGGUUCUAGGUAUUUGCAUAUUUGUGCCAAUGAGACCAUUCACGGGGUUGAGUACAAGGAGUACCCUGUUCCUCAGAGUGGUGUUUUGGUUGCUGAUAUGUCAUCAAAUUUCUGCUCCAAGCCUGUGGAUGUGUCAAAGUUCGGUGUUAUCUAUGCCGGCGUCCAGAAGAAUGUGGGGCCCUCUGGUGUGACCAUUGUGAUCAUCAGGAAGGACCUCAUUGGGAAUGCUCAGGGUCUCACUCCUGUGAUGCUUGAUUUCAAGAUCCACGAUGAUAACAAUUCACUCUACAACACCCCUCCCUGUUACGGGAUCUACAUAUGCGGGUUGGUGUUUGAGCAUUUGUUGGAGCAAGGGGGGUUGGUGGAGGUUGAAAAGAAUAAUAAGAAGAAGGCUGAGAUUCUGUACAGUACAAUUGAUGAGAGCAAAGGGUUCUAUAAGUGCCCUGUUGAGAAGUCUGUGAGGUCAUUGAUGAACGUGCCAUUCACUUUGGAGAAAUCAGAGUUGGAGGGUGAGUUCGUCAAGGAGGCUGCUAAGGAGAAGAUGGUUCAGCUGAAGGGACACAGGUCAGUGGGAGGAAUAAGGGCUUCCAUUUACAAUGCCAUGCCCUUGGCUGGGGUUGAGAAGUUGGUAGCUUUCAUGAAGGAUUUUCAGGCCAAGCAUGCUUGAAGGAACCUCAGUCAGUGGUUUGAAUUGCAUAAUCAUAAUCACACAAACCAUUGCAUCCAAGUUUGGGUGUGAUGCUCAAAAUUCUACUUUUUGUGCACUAGCUUUUAUCUAAGUAUUUGUCUGGUAUACGCCGAAAGGGUCGAAUAUGUUGUCAGGUUUUUGCUCUCUGUAGUUAGGUACGCUUUCUUCUGCCAUGUUUGAUAUUCAAAUUUGUGUCGGCUAGGUAAUGUUUUCAUUGCACUUUACAGUUGUUUACUUCUGAAUAAAGAAAUCAAAUGAGGAUGAAAAUUGAGACAUAUAUUGAACUGAUUUACUGCAACAAAGUUUGAUGGAAGGAAAAAUUAUUGUCUGUAUGUCUAGUGUUGGUGUAUUGCAGGCAUUGAAUUUGAAUGAAUCAGAAUUUUCAA
Molecule: messenger RNA, 1730 nt
Organism: Vigna radiata var. radiata (mung bean)
Lineage: Eukaryota; Viridiplantae; Streptophyta; Magnoliopsida; Fabales; Fabaceae
Product: phosphoserine aminotransferase 1, chloroplastic
Exons: 1
Coding region: 88-1323 (411 amino acids)
Biological process (GO): L-serine biosynthetic process
Cellular component (GO): chloroplast stroma; cytoplasm
Molecular function (GO): O-phospho-L-serine:2-oxoglutarate transaminase activity; pyridoxal phosphate binding
Source: RefSeq, a predicted model, not a curated record